AUGUCACCCGUAGAACAGUUCUUAUAUAACACCUUAAUUAAAUCCCCUGGAUUCAACCGGUUUGUCACCAGAGUAUAUAAUAAAGUUAAUGGAAUACGGGUGCAGGACAUAAGGGAGCAAUAUACACCAUCAUUUGGUGAUAAGUUCAAUGCUUUUAGAAUCAUUUGGGUCGAUGAGUUUAAGAACUUUUUCAGAUAG
Yamadazyma jaroonii is the source of this 198-nucleotide messenger RNA. The record is from the annotation of a GenBank genome assembly. NCBI's taxonomy places the organism in Eukaryota, Fungi, Ascomycota, Pichiomycetes, Serinales, Debaryomycetaceae.